GAGUGCGACUCUGCGUUAAUUUUUGACAACUGCUGGCAGAACGACCAUCUUUCUCCUUCGGUACGGAAUUUAGUGCGUGUGGUGAAGGUAGAUUUUGGGCACGAAAAAACUCGAUUUUCAACAAUUAAAUUGCUUCAAAAUGCUUUCGAGAGCAGCACUUUUGGCCGCCGCCAAGAAGCCCGCAGGCCUGAUCCUGGCCCGUGGAUCUGCCUCUGCUACUGAUGGCAACCGUCCGGUGCGAGCGGAACACCCCGGCAAAGUUCGCAUGGGCUUCCUGCCCGAGGAAUGGUUCACCUUCUUCUACAACAAAACGGGAGUCACUGGACCGUACGUCUUCGGCGCCGGCUUGCUGACCUAUCUGUGCUCCAAGGAGAUCUACGUCAUGGAGCACGAAUACUACAACGGUCUGUCUUUGGCCAUCAUGGUCAUCUACGCCGUUAAGAAGUUUGGACCGGCUGUGGCUGCCUAUUGCGACAAGGAAAUCGAUAGAAUUGAAGGCGAAUGGAAGGCCGACCGCGAAAACAACAUCCAACAGCUGGCCCAGGCCAUGGAGGACGAAAAGAAGGAACAGUGGCGUGCCGAGGGCCAGACCCUGCUGAUGGAGGCCAAGAAGGAGAACGUUGCCCUCCAGCUGGAGGCUGCCUAUCGUGAACGCGCCAUGACCGUUUACCGUGAGGUCAAGAAGCGUCUGGACUACCAGGUUGAGCGCCAGAAUGUCGAUCGUCGCAUCUCGCAGAAGCAUAUGGUCGAUUGGAUUGUGAAAAAUGUUGUAAAGUCCAUCACCCCGGAGCAGGAGAAGGAAACUCUGAGCCGAUGCAUUGCCGAUUUGGGAGCCAUUGCCGCCCGCGCCAAGUAAAUGUGUAAUAUGUGGAUCAAUGACCGGGCGUCGGUAUUCAGACCUUGUAGAGCGAAGUAAGUAUUCGUUUUCUGAAAAGUUCGACGGGAAAGAUUUGGGAGUAAACAAUAAAUUGAAUACUUUUAUCAAGUUAGCGCGAUA
Molecule: messenger RNA, 997 nt
Organism: Aedes aegypti (yellow fever mosquito)
Lineage: Eukaryota; Metazoa; Arthropoda; Insecta; Diptera; Culicidae
Product: ATP synthase subunit b, mitochondrial
Exons: 3
Coding region: 140-856 (238 amino acids)
Biological process (GO): proton motive force-driven ATP synthesis
Molecular function (GO): proton transmembrane transporter activity
Source: RefSeq, a predicted model, not a curated record